Condylostylus longicornis is the source of this 1896-nucleotide messenger RNA. It is a transcript of the gene TTLL3B, whose product is annotated as tubulin glycylase 3B. The record is from RefSeq and is a predicted model, not a curated record. The coding region runs from base 1 to 1896 and encodes 631 amino acids. The transcript has 6 exons. NCBI's taxonomy places the organism in Eukaryota, Metazoa, Arthropoda, Insecta, Diptera, Dolichopodidae. Gene Ontology annotation, cellular component: cilium. Gene Ontology annotation, molecular function: protein-glycine ligase activity, initiating. Gene Ontology annotation, biological process: cilium assembly; protein polyglycylation; cilium movement.
AUGGACAUACGUUCCCAUGUUUCUAGGACGUUUUUUAAAGAUCCUAUACGGUAUUAUAGAUUAGCAUGCAAAUUGGUACUUCAGGUGAUUGAAGUUUUAAAAUACUGUAAUAUAGUUAAAGACCAAAUUACUAAAGCAAAAGUAUUUAGUCCAAUUGAUAAUAUGUUAGAAAAUCUCAAUAAUCAACUGAGAAAUCUGCAAUUAACAUUAGACGAUAGAAAACUACCAGCGGAUUCAAUUAAUGCUUGUCAACAAAGAAAAAUAUUUACAUUAUUUUCGUAUAUGCCAGGAAUAAGAAAAUCAUUAAAAGAACGUGGUUGGAUUGAAAAAUGCCCAACAAAUUAUAUGCAAAAAAUUCAAAUGUUACCAUUUGAACAAAUAUUACGUCUUGCUGAAAAUGGAAAUGAAUAUGAAAAAAUUAUUCUUUCAAAAUUAUUAAAUUCUCAUGCACCACAAUUUAUAUGGCAACCAAAAUAUCCUAGAAUUAAUUUAAAAAAUAAAUCAUUUCUUAAUCCCAUACGAAAUCGUAUAUACAGAUCUAAAGAAUUAGAUUUUACAACAAAAACUGGUCUUAUAGGAUGCAUACAAUUAUCAUAUUGGAAUAUAUCAUCUGAUAUGUGUGAUGAAAUAAUGGUACCACGUUAUUUUCUUUUAAAUACUAAAGAAGAACAAGAUGAAUUUUUCAAUGAUUAUAAAACUACAUAUUGUAUAGCUUUGUUAUUAUUUGUAACAGAAUUUGCAUCUGAGACUUGCUUUAGUGAAUAUGGUACAAUACCAACAAAUAUUCUGAAAUUUGCAAUAAAAAGAAUUAAAUCUGAAAUUGAUCAUAAAAUAAGUUAUGAUAUUGAUGAAAAUGAAAAUAAUUCAAAUCAAAUUUUGCAACCUCCAGAAAAAAAUUGGCAAAGAUUUUUUCUAGAUUGUGAUUUAAUACAAGCAAAUAUAAUGAAAUUUAAUAUAUCUAAUGGAAAUGAUUACAAACAAUUACUGGAUGAUUGCAAAGAUUGUAUUGAUCAAGCAAAAUUAUUUUGGCCAACUUUAGAAGUUGAUGGUUAUAAUAAUAUAUGGAUAUUGAAACCAGCUAAUAGUUGUAGAGGAAAUGGUAUUUUAAUUGAAAAAUCAUAUAACGAAAUUAUUGAAUUUGUAAAUAAGAAUCCAAAUAGAAAAUUUAUUGUUCAAAAAUACAUUGAACGACCUUUACUCAUUUAUAACACCAAAUUUGAUAUUAGACAAUAUUUUCUAAUGACAAUUACUGAUCAAUUUAUAUCAAUUUGGAUGUAUAAAGAUUGUUAUUUAAAAUUUAGUUCACAAGAAUAUGAUAUUCAUGAUUUUAAAGAAUCCAUUCAUAUAACAAAUAAUUCUGUACAGAAAAAAUACCAAAAUUCAUCUACACGUAAUCAAAAACUACCAAAACAAAAUAUGUGGCAUUUAAAAGAAUUUCUUUUAUAUUUAAAAGAUGAAAAUAAUAUUGAUGAAGAUAUAUGGUAUAAAAAUAUUUAUCCAACUAUGAAAAAAAAUAUAAUUUCAAUUGUAUCAGGAUCAUUAGAUGAAACUGAAUUAAUACCAAAUUCAUUUGAAAUUUAUGGUUGUGAUUUUAUUCUCGAUAAAAAUUUAAUACCAAUUUUACUUGAAAUCAAUGCAAAUCCAGAUAUGUCAGCAUCAACAAAAGUUACUGCUAAAUUAUGUCCUCAAGUAUUAGAUGAUUUAAUAAAAGUAGUAAUUGAUUAUCAAAAUUUAUCUGAAUCAAAUACUGGAGAAUUUGAAAUAAUUUUCAGAAUAAAAGUACCAAAAGUACCUUUACCAAUUAAUUUAUCAAAAAUAUUGGAUUCUAGUGAAAAAAUUGCUCUUACACUAGGUUCAUCAUAUCCAUAUGAAUUUGUUAAAGAAAAAUUAAUGUAA